UACAGCAUUCCGUGGGCGUGUUUGCCGUUAUUGGACGUUUUUGAGUCACGCUCACUGAAUUCAAAUGUUCCCGCUUGCGAGCUGUAGAUGAUGAAGUAAAAAUAUAAGUAAAAUUAUAAGUUACGUAAAUAACGACAAGGUUACGCUGAAGUUCGAUCGGUUAGCACUGGCCUGGCUGCGUCAUCAUGUCCGAGAACGUGUUCGAAUGUGACAUUUGCUUCAACGAUUUCGACCAGGCGGAGCGCACUCCCAAGCUGCUGCCAUGCGGCCACACCUUUUGCCUGGCGUGCCUCUUGGCCGUGGUGAGGAGCGACUCGAGCUGCCCGAAGGACCGGAAGCUGUUCCCGACGCAUCCCCUGGAGCUGGAAACCAAUUACCAAAUUUUCGCGUGGCUUGGAGGUACUAGCCGCUCGAGGCCCGCCGCCGACGGAAAGAAGCUAUUUGUUGCUCGCAUACCACCUGAAGCGACGGAGACCGACAUUCAGUUAUUGUUCACCCAAUUCGGCGACGUCAAGGAGACGGUUCUCAUCCGCGCGCUGUCCGGAGGGCAUUACAAGAAGUACGGCUUUGUAACCUUCCAGAGCGAAGACUCGGCUCAGUUGGCCUUACGGAACCAGCCCAUAUUGCUGGACGGCUCAAGACUCUUCGUGGAUGGCGCCAAACCUAAAGGUAACAACUCAGUGGCGCCGAAUCAGCAAGGACAGGCGUGGGUUCCUCCUGGCUACCCUUAUUCUCACCGAGUUUUCGUGGAAUGGAUUCCUCGCGGCCUCAAAGACUCCCAACUGAUUGCUGCAUUCAGCAAGUACGGAGCUGUCGAGGCUGUUCGGUGCGAGAGACGAGCCGCACGCCGAAACCACGCCUUUGUCACGUUCGCCUUGCCGGAGGCAGUGGACAGGGCCUGCCGGGACCAGGUGGUGGUGACGUCGACGGGACACCGUCUGCGCUUCCGCCGGCUCCGGGAGUGUGAGCCCCCCUCCAGUGCACGGCGACCAGCCCCGCAGCGGCAGCCCGCCCAGCGACCUCACCACCGCCGCCAGUCUGGACACGGCUCCGAGCGCGUCAUCCUCACGCAGCCUGACUGCUGCAGCGUUCAGUGA
Thrips palmi is the source of this 1097-nucleotide messenger RNA. RefSeq names its product heterogeneous nuclear ribonucleoprotein A1-like. Bases 186 to 1097 code for a protein of 303 amino acids. The record is from RefSeq and is a predicted model, not a curated record. Gene Ontology annotation, molecular function: RNA binding. The transcript is spliced from 9 exons. Lineage: Eukaryota; Metazoa; Arthropoda; Insecta; Thysanoptera; Thripidae.